CCUACUCUGGUCCCGGCCGAGGCCGGAGGCAGGAGAGAUCAGAGGGUCGGGAGACCUCCCUGUGGUAUCCAGCCUCCACCGGACCUGAGGGUCCGGAGCGGUAAGCCGUGCCCCGAGCCCCGCGAGCCGCUGCGCUCAUGGGCCCCGUUGAUCGGGCAGAGAGCGCCGCCGGCUGCGACUCUGCGGACUCCUGGGUCCCGGGCGCCCCGUGGUGGCAGGAGCUGCUCUAGCCGGGCUCGGGGCGCAGGGCUGGGCAGACGCGGAGCUGAAGCCCCUGGGACACGGGGACAUGUGGCAGCCCUCGCCCCGCGUGGGGCUAGCGCGGGCAGCCACCGCACGGUGGUGCCCAGGCCGCGAGGCUCCGGGCCCGGCCUGUGGGAUACCGGCCAGAGUCUGGGGCUGAUUGUGAUUGGAAGGGGGCUUUCAGAAGGACUCGGCAAGCACAGCUCUGCAAGGGGCAAAGAUCCUCUACCUACAAAUUUUACAAGAAAUGUGCAGAAAGCCAUUGACAAGUACGACAGUGAGUCCCCUUCAUCCUUUUCAUCCAGUGGCAGCCGCACGCCCACGGAGGCCCACAAUUCAUGGCCUGGCUCUUCCACACAGAGUUCUACCACUGGACUGUCUACAGAGAGGAGCUCAAUUUCUUCUUGGAGGGAUGAUGAAUUUGACAAAGUCAAUGCUCAGAAGGUCCAGCAGCUGUUCUGGGAGGUUGAGGAAAUGCUAUUUGAAGGCAAAGUGAGUCCCCAAACCCAGAAUCUCCUGGCCGAAUGCAGUGAGUGGGCAAGAAGAUCCCUCCAUCUCAGGCUGUUAGGAAGACAGCUCAUCCCGCCAAGUGAUGAAGGUUUCCAACACUUCCAGGGGAGCCUGCCUACUUCUGCUACCUACAGACCCUUACCUCCUGUUCCUGGCCACAUAAGCAGCAUCAGAGAGUUGUGUGUCUCUGGCUCUCAGAUAGUUCCAGAAGCACCCUCAGCCUCUACCCUGACAGACCCUGAUGGAACAGAGUUGACUGGCCCCACAUCAUCCUCAUCCUUGGAAGAAGAGGUGUACCACAUGGAUGGAAACAUUGAAGAAUAUUUUGCUUUUGACAGAAAACAGGAAGGAGAUGAGCAUCUGGAACUAAACCCAGCACUCCGGGGCAGGAAGUGGCAUCGACAUGGGCUUCCUCCCAUCUCCCCUCAUGACUGUAUCAGAGAUGCUGUGGCAGCAGAAGUGUUUGAUCAUGUUUGGACCAAUGUGGUAGAAAUACUGGAAGAUCUCAUAAGAAAGACCUGGGAAUCUGCACUCACAGAUGAAAAAGUACAUAAAGAGAAAUUGAAAGUAGCUGAAAGUAGACCUCCACACUUGCUCGUGUCUCGUCUCAGCACCGAUGGUCCCACUGUCCCUCCAUCCCGAAGCUCUGAGACUCUCCAUACAUCCUUGGCUUCCCACUUUAAUCCUCCCCAGUUUAAUCAGCUCCACCGCUUUUCCAGCAACUUCUAUAGUGACUUGAGUGGAGUAAUGACGAUUCAAGCCAAACCCCUUCAGCAGAGACCCACCUACUUUGCAGAUAAAACACAGAAUGAACAAGAUGACAAACUGUCUGGGGGAGGGAUCAGUGCAUCCUCACGUCACCGACUUGGCCGGAUCCCAGACCCUCGGGGUCCACCGACUUCUUCCAAGAAAACACCAGUGCACAGGAGACUGCCUUCGAUUGCUUCAGACGCACAGAGGCUGAAAACUCCCACAAUCUAUAGUGAUGAAAUUCUGAGGGGAACCAGACUGCAAACUGGCAUUGACUACCUGCCUUACUCAGCAAUUCCAACCUCGAGGAGCCGGUUACCCCCAAUAGGCUCUGAGGCUGCGGAGCCAAAUACAGCUUCUGGAUCCCGCCCUGUUUCUUACAGGGGAAGGCAUCCACAAAACCGUGUGUUCAGUGCAAUCCCUGACAGCAUCGAACGGUCACCCCUUCGAGAAAGAACCAUUGUCCUGGAACAGCUUUCAAGGCCCAGCACAACACAUACAUUCCAGUCAGAUACACCAAGAAAAGGUUCCCUGACACCCAUGGAAUUUGUUGCUCACACAUGGACAGGUCAAAGUAUUUUGACAGUGUCUUUUGUAUUUCAGGUUCUCAGUAUCUACCUAAAUCUUAUCAAAGGGCAACUUUGACUGCAAGAAAGAGGUUCCAAGUGGCAUCUUGAUAUCACUGAUAUGUAAUUAUGGACUUGCUGGAACUUGUGAAGCCUUGGCCAUACCAUUUGUCACUUUUCAAGUGUAGGAACAAGUAUUACCUGGUGUAUAUAUACUCACCUCUCUGUCUGACAGCAGAAGAUGGCAGGAUACUCGAGAAACAAGCAAAUA
Molecule: messenger RNA, 2340 nt
Organism: Phodopus roborovskii (desert hamster)
Lineage: Eukaryota; Metazoa; Chordata; Mammalia; Rodentia; Cricetidae
Gene: Fam149a
Product: family with sequence similarity 149 member A
Exons: 14
Coding region: 718-2148 (476 amino acids)
Source: RefSeq, a predicted model, not a curated record